This is a messenger RNA of Esox lucius (northern pike), 4450 nucleotides long. It is a transcript of the gene rimkla, whose product is annotated as ribosomal modification protein rimK-like family member A. Gene Ontology annotation, cellular component: cytoplasm. NCBI's taxonomy places the organism in Eukaryota, Metazoa, Chordata, Actinopteri, Esociformes, Esocidae. Gene Ontology annotation, biological process: protein modification process. The coding region runs from base 763 to 1959 and encodes 398 amino acids. Gene Ontology annotation, molecular function: ATP binding; ligase activity, forming carbon-nitrogen bonds; metal ion binding. The record is from RefSeq and is a predicted model, not a curated record. The transcript has 5 exons.
UGACCGGUUAAACAAAUUAUCAUUGGCCAAAUAUUGUCCGGGAACGCGGAGAAUUGAGUUGUAAACGAAGCGCGUGCUUGAAUAAAAAAGGCAGGACUGAAAACAGGCGUGCACCUUUUCAGCACCGAUACUCGUGGAUAGCGGUACUAGUCUUUUCCGCCAGCUAAUCAGACCAGACAAGUGAAGGGAUACGAGCAAACGCGGUUUCAUCGAUAAUCUUAGAGCUAACACAAUUGUGUUAUUCAGCCAAGUGGCUGUCGUGUUCACUGGAUAGUAGCUGUUGAGUCCGAUGCGCGGAGGAUUCGAAGAAAAACUGCACACGCUUUGUUUGCCCUAAAGGGCUGGCUUUAAGUGCGAGGAGUUAGGGAAUAGACGGCUGCUGCUACUAGUAUUGUUGUUUAUUAAAGGGAAGAAAACGUAUUUAAAACGGCCUUCUAUCGUUACACAGCUUUUGACUUGUGCUCAUUGUGAUUCAGCGGGAUCGUGAAUCGGAUGGGACCAGGAAUAACGGCCUGCAAAUGAAGGGAAGCAAGUGGAAAUCGAGUAAUUAAUCAACUCAAUUUAAACGAACAGCCUCAAUCGUGGUGUUUGAUUUUAAGCCACAUUGCUUGUUCGUGUAGAUGCACUCCAUUGUGUGAGCAUCUUUGUAUUAUUCCCGUCGCUCUCUGACCAGGAUCCCGCGCUCUCGCCGGCCCGCCGCCCUCUCGGCUAAAUCUGUGUUUUUGUGCAUUUUGAAUCCGCACGACCCAAUUUGAGAGAAAGAUGUGUUCUCGGGUUUGGUUUGUGACCGACCGGCGUAUUCACCAGGAGUACCCUCAAGUUCAGAUCCUUCGGGCUCUGAAACAGCGAUGUGCCGAGGAGGAUGUUGAAUUCCGCUCGCUUCUCAUGGACCAAAUUGUGCUCACCAUCAGCGAUGGACAUUUAGGUCUGCGGGUGGAGCAGGAGGUGGUGACAUCCUACCCUCAGGUGGCGGUGGUGCGGGUGCCAACACCGUGGGUGCAGUCGGACAGCGACAUCACAGUCCUGCGCCACCUGGAGAAGAUGGGCUGCCGUCUGGUCAACCGGCCCCAGGCAAUCCUCAACUGUGUCAACAAGUUCUGGACCUUCCAGGAGCUGGCCGGCCAUGGGGUCCCCCUCCCUGACACCUUUUCCUAUGGGGGACAUGAGAACUUCCGCAAGAUGAUCGACGAGGCGGAACCGCUGGGCUACCCUGUGGUGGUCAAGAACGCACGUGGUCACAGAGGAAAGGCGGUGUUCCUGGCCCGGGAUAAGCACCACCUGGCUGACCUGAGCCACCUGAUACGGCACGACGCCCCCUACCUCUUCCAGGAGUACGUGAAGGAGUCGCACGGCCGCGACGUCCGGGUGGUCCUGGUGGGCGGACGCGUCAUCGGCUCCAUGCUACGCUGUUCCACCGACGGACGCAUGCAGAGCAACUGCUCCCUGGGUGGUGUGGGGAUGAUGUGUCCACUGAGCGAGCAGGGCAAGCAGCUGGCCGUGCAGGUGUCCAACAUCCUGGGCAUGGACGUGUGCGGCAUCGACCUACUGCAGCUCAACGACGGCUCGUUCGUCGUGUGCGAGGCCAACGCCAACGUGGGCUUCAUCGCCUUCGACCAGGCUUGUGGCAUGGACGUGGCGGGCAUCGUGGCCGACUACGCCCUCUCGCUGCUGCCCAGCCGCCUCACGCGCAAGAUGUCGCUGCUCUCCGUUGUGUCCAGCGCCAGCGAGACGAGCAGCGAGCCCGAGGUGUGCCCCGCCCCCAGCAGUGUCCUCCCCGAGGCCGUGUGCAACAUGAGCGUGGGCUCCACUUCUAGCGAAAGCGACCCGGAGCUGGCCGAUACGACCCCUCAGCCCCCGAGCCGUCAAGCUGGCCCUGACCCGGCGCUGCCCGAACUACCCGACCCAGCCUACAACUUCAACACCAUCCUCGCCAACGAGAUCAAACUAUUAACUGAGUGAGCUGGACACAGCCACGCACGCGCACGCACACACCACACACACACAAACACACACAGACACACACAGACACACAAACACACACAGACACACAAACACACACACUUACAGACACGCACCUGAACACAUGCCGACGGACAUACCUGUUACAGAGCACAAACACAAUCUCCUAUACACGUUACACAGGCAGGAUGUUACAUGCAAAAGCAUGAGCUGAACAAACAAAAAUAAAAUGAGAAAAUGCCAUGACCACAGAAACUGACGUUAUGAACAGACGUAGACACACGCGCCUCCUCAUACUAACCCCCCCCCCCCCCCCCCCCCCCCCAAAACACAUGGAGAUUUGAGGCUGCUCCCCUGACUCUCCUCUUCUCCCCACUGGCUACUACCCAGUUAGUUUACACCGAUGGUGGCACAAGUUGAAACCAGAAGGUUAGCUGAAUUCAUUCAUCUUUUAGCUUUCAGUUGCUUAGUGAAGGCGAGUUGAGCGAGAGUGUUUCUAUUUUUUGGGGAGAACCCUAAAGAGCAUUACAUACACCAGCACAUAGUCCACCGGAAUCUGUCAUCCAAUUUAGCCGAACGCGUACAACCAAAUGCCGGCUUAUGCUGGAGAAUGAUAUUGAUGAGUGGUUGUCGUUGUAGAUCAACCACUGAGGACCUAGCCAAGCUUGCGUUACUGGUGGUGAAUUGAAGUGUUUUGCAAGUUAUUUUCUCCAUGACUGGGGAGGGGUACAUAGGGACUCCAUAGACGGUCCUACUGCUCCAUGAAGCAGAGAACAAACAGGACACCCUGUCACAGGACCUGUUAAGUGCAAAUUAGAGCCAAUUACAUUUUCUACCUGAGAUAAUUCUGGAAAUAGGAUGACUUGAAAUUCACAACUUAAUUAGCAUUAGACUCAUGAAUUAUCUGGCAACAAAAUGGGAUGUAACCCCCAACACUGACAAGGAGCCCCUGAACCUGUGGUCUGACUUCUCCACCCUCAACAACUCAUUGACAAUGUUAGAAAAGCUUAGAGUUCAUUAGAAUAACAAAAGUGACCUAGAACCUUCGCCCCUUGGAUCACGUUGUAUAACAAAACACUACAGGACCUCCACUCAAUUGAAUUCAUUGGAUUAAUAAAAGAAAAUAAAUAAAUAAGCAUAGAGGUCAAGAACAAUUGACAAUGAAAGUCUCUGCGCUACUGUCACACGGUUUUCAAUCUCAUGUUUUUAGCAGAUAGUUUUAAUUAGCCUUUUGAGCUUUUUACAAGAACAAUAGUAAAACGGUGACUUUCUCUUAUGAGAUGUUUUUUUAAAUUUCAUUUGAAAUAAAGCACUUUAAGAUAAACAUAUGAAUUCCAUGAUUGAACUAUACUCGGGAGGGUAGUUAAAUCCGUCUACAGUGAGUUACAGUGAAUUAGAUGAGUUACUGGAAGUUUUACACUAACGAAUAAUAUACCUCAAAACAGAAGUUCUCACUGCCAUAGAAUACACUACUUUGAGUCAUACAUAUCAGCCAGCUUCCUUCUGAUUUCAAGUGAAUGUUCACAUUAGGAGCUCCUCCCCUUGAUACAUAGGAUGUACAUUAGAUAUACUCAAGUCUAUUGUUUGUAAAUUAUUUUAGAAGUGUUCAUUCCAAUGUCUCUGGCUGAUAUGAUAUCCCUAUGGGCUGAAAUAAAUUCUCAAUUUAAACACUUGAGUAAGCUAUUGUGUACCUCAGGUUGGUUUGUACAGAACCGCAAUGUGAAAAAUAAAGUUUUAACUAAGAGCAUGAAUGCUAUUACCUCUGUGAAUUUGGCUAAAUGUGGUUAAUCAGUCCAAUGCUUAGGCCAAUGACAAAUUACUGUUUAUUCGACUCAAGUGAGGUAAACUUCAUAUAACAUGUUGUACAAAUAAAAUGCAAAGUAAAACAUUUUUUUUUCUUCCAGUGUGUUUUUAUUUAAUUUUGUAUUCCUUAAAAGGAAAACAUCUCCAGGGAUAUUUGUUUUCUACAGCUUCUCUCUUGGGCUGUUGGUUACUUGCAGUUAAAUCUUAUACCAUUCAACCUUUAAAAAAAAUUCUGUCGACCAGGUAUCACCUCUGGGGCAUCUGCCAUCAACCGAAAACAUUGUCAGUAAUUAUCUAAAGCACAACCCACCCAUGUGCCCCUUAGUGACUAGCUACAACAUUAGUCUUGAGACCCGUAGCCCAUAUAUAGAAGGCACCUACGUUGAACAGUUGACCCUAAGACAUUACUCAGGGAAGCAGCCUUGAUCUCCUACCCACUCCCAAGGCAUGUGACAUAUCCAUCCUAGCUACAGGUCUGCCUAAAAUGUUUAUUGACAACAAACAAAAAAGAAAUGUUAAACUAUUAAAAGAUGCAGCAUACCAUGAAGGUUAACAUGCACUUUUUUCCUUGCUUGUUUUCUAAUGUUCAGUGUUUUUUCCCUCUAAUUUAUGGUAUUUUUUUAAGGAAAAAAGUGGUUUGUGUGCACUAAUCCUGUCUCAAAUAAAGUGAGGCCGCUGUGAAGCUUGA